AUGAUUUACGAAAAGGAUGGGCACCUCGUGUACAAAUACGACGGAGAGGAGGUAUGGAUCCAGCCAUGGGGCCCUGACGCCUUUCGGAUCCGAGCUACCAAGAACCACACAAUGCCACUGGAGGCAUGGGCGCUUGACGAAAGACCGCAGGGAGCCGACCAUGAGAUGACCACGGCGGAGAACGGCUCCGCGACCAUCCGAAACGGCAAAGUCAAAGCAGUGGUGACCAGCCGCGGCAAGAUCACAAUCCACAAAGCAGACGGCAUCGUCGUGCUGGAGGAGUACGCGCGAAACCGACGCGACCUGCUCGACGCAAAAUGCAGCGCCAUCGAGGUGGAGGCGCGCGAGUUCAAGCCCCUGCGCGGAGGCGACUACCACCUCACGGCGAGGUUCGAGAGCCAGUCGCCCGACGAAAAGAUCUUUGGCAUGGGCCAGUACCAGCAGCCGUUCCUGGACCUCAAGGGGCUGGACCUGGAGCUCGCGCACCGCAACUCGCAGGCCAGCGUGCCCUUUGCCCUGUCGUCGCUGGGGUACGGCAUGCUGUGGAACAACCCGGCGGUCGGUCGGGUCGUGUUUGGCAAGAACACCACCUCUUACGAGGCCUACUCGACCAAGGCUCUGGACUACUGGCUGGUGGUUGGGGAUACGCCCGCCGAGAUUGUGGGAAAAUAUGCCAACGUCACGGGGAAGCCGCCCAUGAUGCCAGAGUACGGGUUGGGGUUUUGGCAGUGCAAGCUGCGGUACGAGACGCAGGAGGAGCUGCUCCAAGUCGCUCGGGAAUAUCGUCGCCGUGAGCUCCCGCUCGAUCUCAUAGUCAUAGACUUUUUUCACUGGCCCAUCCAAGGAGAAUGGAGAUUCGAUCCGCGCUACUGGCCUGAUCCAGAUUCGAUGGUCCAAGAGCUCAAAGAGCUUGGCAUUGAACUCAUGGUAUCCAUCUGGCCGACCGUCGACAAACAUUCGGCCAACUUCAGCCACAUGAUGGAACAUGGCUUCUUGGUGCGCACGGAAAGGGGCGUCCGCACGAAUUUUGAGUUCCAAGGACAGACGGUCUACUUUGACCCCACCAACCCGGCUGCCCGACAGUUCGUCUGGGCCAAAGCCAAGGAAAACUACUAUGCCAAGGGCAUCAAGACGUUUUGGCUCGACGAGGCCGAGCCAGAGUACUCCAUCUACGACUUUGACAACUACCGCUACUUUCUGGGGCCGAACCUGUCCGUCGGCAACAUCUACCCGCGCGAGUACGCCCGCACCUUUUUCGAGGGCCAGACCCAAGCCGGGCAGGAAAACGUGGUAAACCUGAUCCGCUGCGCCUGGGCGGGCAGCCAAAAGUACGGCACCCUGGUGUGGAGCGGCGACAUCGCCUCGUCGUGGGCCAGCUUCCGCAACCAGCUGGCCGCGGGUCUGAACAUGGGCAUCGCCGGCCUGCCCUGGUGGACCACCGACAUUGGCGGCUUCCACGGCGGCGACCCCGACGACCCGGCCUUCAGGGAGCUGUUUGUGAGGUGGUUCCAGUGGGGCGCCUUUUGUCCCGUCAUGAGGCUGCACGGCGAUCGCGAGCCGAAGCGGGGCACCGAGCCGAGCAGCAGCGGCGCCGACAAUGAGGUCUGGUCCUACGGCGAGGAGGUCUACGGCAUCUGCCAAAAGUACCUGGCUGUCCGGGAGGCGUUGCGGGACUAUACCAGGCGCCGCAUGGCGGAGGCGCACGAGCGCGGCAGCCCAGUGAUCCGCCCGCUCUUUUACGAAUUCCCGGACGAUCCAAGGUGCUGGCUGAUGGGGGCCGAGCAGUACAUGUACGGAGAUGCCUAUCUGUGCUGUCCGGUGCUGAGUCCAGGUUCUCGUGUGGCCAGAGUAUACUUGCCGCGGCUCAAGGAUGGUCAGUGCUGGGUCAGCUUCAAGCACGACAAUGGACAGGCCGAGAGCUUUGAAGGCGGGCAAACCAUCGAGGUUGAUUCGCCGCUGGAUUGGAUGCCUGUAUUUGUUAGGAAAUCCCGCGCAGAGCUUUGA
Pyricularia oryzae 70-15 is the source of this 2004-nucleotide messenger RNA. Its product is annotated as alpha-xylosidase. The coding region runs from base 1 to 2004 and encodes 667 amino acids. Lineage: Eukaryota; Fungi; Ascomycota; Sordariomycetes; Magnaporthales; Pyriculariaceae. The transcript has 2 exons. Gene Ontology annotation, molecular function: hydrolase activity, hydrolyzing O-glycosyl compounds; carbohydrate binding. The record is from RefSeq and is a predicted model, not a curated record. Gene Ontology annotation, biological process: carbohydrate metabolic process.